Molecule: messenger RNA, 6363 nt
Organism: Salmo salar (Atlantic salmon)
Lineage: Eukaryota; Metazoa; Chordata; Actinopteri; Salmoniformes; Salmonidae
Gene: si
Product: sucrase-isomaltase
Biological process (GO): carbohydrate metabolic process
Molecular function (GO): alpha-1,4-glucosidase activity; carbohydrate binding
Source: RefSeq, a predicted model, not a curated record
CACACACACACACACACACACACACACACACACACACACACACACACACACACAAUCUCUCUUUCUUGCUAUCGCUUACACACAGAUAUAAAUACAUAAAGAGUAUUUAAUUACAACACGUUCACACACCAACACAUAUACAGACAGUGUUAUAUGGUCGGUAAGACCUUAUGCCAGAGUGAUAUGAUAUAACGUGGAUGAGACAGACGACGGUGCGACGGAGUAGUAAGGCAAGAAGCAUUGUGAGAUGGGGAAUCGGAAGUUUUCAGGGUUGGAGGUGACUCUGACAGUCCUAUUCCUGCUGGUGACAACAGCGGCUGUUGCUUUAGUUGUUCUAAUGGCUACUGGGGAACCUGCAGUCAUCAAAGACGAGACCACAGACAUCGUGGAUCCAGUAUGUCCCGUUAUUCCACUGGGGGAGAGAGUUGACUGUUUCCCUGACGCCGGUGCAUCUAAGCUGGGGUGUCUGCAGCGAGGCUGUUGUUGGAGUCCAUUGGACGAGAGAAACGCUCCAUGGUGCUUCUUCUCCACCAAUCACGGCUACUCUGUGGUCCGCGAGGAGAAACCCAACAGCUACAGCUUGUCGGCCCUUCUGAAAAAGAAGGCUGCCCCCUCUUUGUUUGGAGAAGACAUAGAGGAGCUGACUUUCCACGCUGACAUGCAGACAGUGAACCGACUGAGAUUCAAGAUCUCAGAUGCCCAUAAGAAGCGAUUUGAGGUUCCCCAUGAGCACAUCAAGCCCCCUGCUACCCAUCCCUCUGGAUCCUUUAACUACGAGGUAGAGCUCACACACAACCCCUUCGGCUUCCAAGUACGCAGGGCAGCCACCAAGAAAGUCCUGUUUGACACCACAAUGGGUCCGCUGGUGUUUGCUGAUCAGUACCUGCAGCUGUCUGCCAGACUGCCAUCCCAUAAUAUAUACGGUCUGGGAGAACACGUCCAUCAGAACUACCGUCAUGACACCAACUGGAGAACGUGGCCUAUCUUCACACGAGAUUCAUUCCCUAAUGGAGGGACACAUAACCUCUAUGGUCAUUAUCCCUACUUCCUUUGUCUGGAGGACGAGAGUGGCAAGUCCUUCGGAGUCUUCCUGAUGAACAGCAAUGCUAUGGAGGUGACGCUGCAGCCGGCUCCAGCGGUGACCUACAGAACCAUUGGAGGAGUUCUGGACUUCUACAUCCUGCUAGGAGACACACCUGAACAGGUGGUCCAUGAGUUCCUGGAGCUGAUCGGCAAGCCAAUGAUUCCUCCAUACUGGUCUCUAGGAUUCCAGUUGUCUCGUUGGGACUACGGCAGUCUAGAUGAAGUCAAGAAAACAGUGGAGAGAAACCGAGCUGUCGACCUGCCAUAUGAUAUCCAGUAUACUGACAUUGACUAUAUGGAAGAUAAGAAGGACUUCACUUAUGAUGAAGUCAAUUUCAAAGACCUCCCUCAGUUCGCUGAUUACAUGCACGAGAAGGGACAGAAAUACAUUCUCAUAUUGGACCCGGCAAUAGCCAUCAGUAGGAGGAUCAACGGGCCGUAUGAGGCCUAUGACCGAGGAACACAGAAGAACGCUUGGGUGACUGAAGCUGAUGGGAUAACACCUCUAUUGGGAGAGGUCUGGCCAGGUGUGGCAGUGUUUCCAGACUACACUAACCCCAGCUGUAAAGAGUGGUGGACUGAUGAGUACGUCAGAUUAUCAAAAGAAAUCAAACACGACGCUCUGUGGAUUGAUAUGAAUGAGGUGUCUAACUUCAUGAAAGGCUCCAUCAAGGGAUGUGAUGACAACAAUCUCAACUACCCUCCCUUCACUCCUAGUAUCCUGGAUGGGGUGCUGUACAGUAAGACUCUGUGUAUGGACUCUAAACAGACCUGGGGAAACCACUACGAUGUCCACAGUCUCUAUGGAUACGCCAUGGUGCUAGCCACCAAAGAUGCUCUAGAGCGUGUGUUUGAGGGGAACAGGAGCCUGAUGCUGACCCGCUCGUCUUUCCCUGGAGUGGGGAAGUACUCCGGCCACUGGCUGGGUGACAACGCUGCUAACUGGAACGACAUCAAAUGGGCCAUACCUGGCAUGCUGGAGUUUGGCCUGUUCGGAAUCCCUUACAUUGGUGCUGAUAUUUGCGGUUUCUUUGACGACGUGUCAGAAGAGUUGUGUCGUCGUUGGAUGCAGGUUGGCGCAUUCUAUCCCUUCAGCCGGAACCACAACGCCCAGCAUUACAAGCCCCAGGACCCGGCAGUGUUUGGUGCAGACUCUCUGCUGUUGAACACCUCUAAACAUUACCUGAAUAUCCGGUACACCCUUCUCCCCUACCUCUACACCCUCUUCUACAAGGCUCACACUACCGGGGACACCGUGGUCCGGCCUGUCAUGCACGAGUUCUACUCUGACAGUAACACCUGGACAGUGGACCGCCAGUUCCUCUGGGGGAAACACCUGCUCAUCACACCUGUACUGGACCCUGGGGUGGAGUGGAUCCAAGCCUACGUCCCAGACGCUGUGUGGUUUGACUAUGAAACGGAAGAGCGAAUAACAGUCCGUAAGCAGCAAGUUGAGAUGUACCUGCCUGCAGACAAGCUUGGUUUACACAUCAGGGGCGGAGCUAUUCUACCUAUUCAGAGACCUGCGGUCACAACUGUUUAUAGUCGGCUUAAACCCAUGGGUCUGAUCGUUGCGCUCGAUGAUAACAACAGAGCAGCAGGAGAGCUAUUCUGGGAUGACGGAGACUCUCGAGAUACCGUUGAAACUGGCAACUACAUGCACUACCAGUUCUCUUUUAACAAUGGCGAGUUGACCAUCCAGGUGAUGCAUUCUGGGUACAGUGACGCAAACAACCUGAAGUUUGAGAACAUCACCGUGUUGGGAGUCUCCAGUCCCCCCGUGACUGUCAAUGUUACCCACAACAACAACAAUAUCGUCAUAUCUACUUUCAAAUAUGACACUGUCAAGCAGGUGUUGUAUCUGCGAGAUUUGAAUCUGACUCUGGGUCAGAACUACACAGUGCGAUGGGACCAGGUCAGAGACCCAGUGCCAGAGCGCUUUGACUGCUACCCAGAGCCCGACAGUGACGAGACCAAGUGUAGGGCCAGGGGCUGCAUCUGGGGGACGUCUACCAAUGAAGGCGUCCCGUGGUGUUACUACCCCGAGGACUACGGUUACACCGCUACCACGGUGAUAGAGCAACCUUCCGGCUGGAGCUUCGACAUCACGCGGAACGCUGGGUUCCGGAGCAGCGGAAGACCAGAAUCUCCAGACAUAAACUCUCUCAGAGUGGAGAUCAAAUACCACAGUGCAGACCUGCUGCAGUUUAAGAUCUAUGACCCUACAAAUAAGCGAUUUGAGGUUCCUGUCCCCCUUAAUGUCCCCUCCACCCCAGAGACAGAUGAGACUAAGAGACUUUAUAUCGUCCAGGUCAAAAAACAGCCUUUUGGCAUCCAGGUCAUCCGAAAGAGCACUGGCACACUAAUAUGGGACUCUGCGUUGCCAGGCUUUACCUUCUCAGAUCUGUUCAUCCAGGUGUCAACACGUCUGUCUUCAGAUUAUGUCUAUGGGUUUGGAGAGACAGAACACACCUCAUUCAAACACGAUCUCAACUAUCAUACCUGGGGCAUGUUCGCUAAGGACCAGCCUCCUGGGUAUAAGAUGAAUGGCUAUGGUGUGCAUCCCUUCUAUAUGGGUCUAGAGACGACCGCCGAUGCUCACGGUGUACUACUGCUGAACAGCAACGCUAUGGAUGUGACCUUCCAGCCGACCCCUGCCCUGACCUAUCGUACCCUGGGGGGAAUCCUGGACUUCUACAUUGUGAUGGGACCCACCCCAGAGCUGGUGGUGGAGGAGUAUACUGCCCUGAUUGGACGUCCCGUGCUCCCUGCCUAUUGGUCCCUUGGGUUCCAGCUCUGUCGCUAUGGAUACGCCAAUGACACAGAGAUAGCAGACCUCUACAGAGAAAUGAGAGCAGCAGGAAUACCCUACGAUGUGCAGUAUGCAGACAUAGACUACAUGGAGCGCCAGCUAGACUUUGUUCUGGAUAGCCAGUUCCAGGGUCUACCAGCCCUGGUGGACCACAUGAGAGGAGAAGGCAUGAGAUUCAUCUUCAUACUGGACCCUGCCAUCUGUGCCAAUGAGACAACACCCUACUCUGCCUUUGACCGUGGUGUAGAAGAAGACGUAUUCAUCAAAUGGCCCAAGCAGCUCAGCAAUGACAUCGUCUGGGGGAAGGUAUGGCCUGACUUCCCUGGUGUUGUAGUCAAUGAGUCUGUAGACUGGGACACGCAAGUAGAGAUCUAUAGGUCCUAUACGGCAUUCCCAGACUUCUUCAUGAAUCGUACAGCAACGUGGUGGCAUAGGGAGAUUUCAGAUUUCUACACUAAAACCAUGAAAUUUGAUGGACUCUGGAUCGACAUGAACGAACCAUCCAGCUUCGUCCAUGGGACCGUUGGAGAGAAGUGUCUGGGUCCCCCUGUCUACGACAACCCCCCAUACAUGCCACCCCUGGAAUCCAGACACCGUGGUCUCAACCAUAAGACUCUGUGCAUGAACAGCCAACAGCACCUCAGUGAUGGUACCCCGGUCAAACACUAUGACGUACACAAUCUGUAUGGAUGGUCUCACACAAAACCCACAUACGACGCCUUGCUGAGUGUGACAGGCAAGCGGGGGAUAGUGGUGACCAGGUCUACCUACCCCUCCAGUGGGAAGUGGGCUGGACACUGGCUGGGAGACAACAACUCCAGCUGGGAUCAGCUCUACAAGUCAAUCAUAGGAAUGAUGGAGUUCAGUCUGUUUGGAUUUUCUUACACUGGAGCUGAUAUCUGUGGGUUCUUUAAUCCAGCCCAGUAUGAGAUGUGUCUUCGCUGGACGCAGCUUGGUGCAUUCUAUCCUUACUCUCGCAACCACAACGGCAAGUUCAACCCUAGACAAGACCCUGUAUCGUGGAAUGCAUCGUUUUCUGAGGCUUCUCGUCAUGUGUUGAAUAUUCGCUACACUCUCCUUCCCUACCUCUACACACUCAUGUUUUACGCCCACAGCGAAGGAAGUACAGUGGUCCGACCGCUGCUGCAUGAGUUUGUGAGUGACAGGAAGACGUGGGACAUCCACAGACAGUUCCUGUGGGGCCCUGCUCUGCUCAUCAGCCCGGUCCUGGAUGAGGGGGCCAGAGAGGUAGAGGGCUACGUCCCAGACGACCUCUGGUAUGACUUCCACACGGCCAAGGCUGUAGGGGUGAAGGGCCAGAUGGUUACCAUGCCAACACCUCUAGACCACAUCAACCUCCACGUGAGAGGAGGACACAUCCUGCCCUGGCAGAAACCAGAGAACAACACACACUACAGUCGGAAGAAUCCUAUGGGGCUGAUCGUUGCCCUGAGCGACAGUGGAACUGCACAUGGUUCCCUGUUCUGGGAUGAUGGGGAGGGGAUUGAUACGUAUGCGAGUAAGCAGUACCUACACAACUCGUUCACAGUUGCUUCGAACACCCUGACCUGCCAUGUGAUGUUCAGUGGUCUGCCGGUCACUGAGAGGCUGACCCUGGGUGUGGUGAAGGUGUGGGGGGUCGGUAGCGUUCCUGUCACAGAGGUCACCAUACGAGAUAUAUCAGGCUCAAUAAAAAACGUCACCCUUCAACACAACAUCAUCACUGAGGAGCUGAUUGCUGAUGCCACUGAUUUAUCAUUCCGCAUGGACCAGGGCUUCACGCUCAUGUGGAAAACCAACACCUAAUCACAUUCACAUACACACUGCAUUGCCAUACAAUGUGUUAUUUAAACAGUGGUGGGAAAAGUACCCAAUUGUCAUACUUGAAUAAAAGUAUAGAUACCUUAAUAGAAAAAGUGAAAGUCACCCAGUAAAAUACUAUUUGAGUAAAGGUUUAAAAGUAUUUGGUUUUAUAUAUACUUAAGUUUGAAAAGUAAAUGUAAUUGCUAAAAUAUACUUAAGUAUCAAAAAAGUAUAAAUGAUUUCAAAUUCCUUAACGCAAACCAAACGGCACCAUUUGUUAUUAUUUAAAAUUACGGAUUGCCAGGGGCACACUCCAACACUCCAAUAUAAUUUACAAAUGAAACAUGUGUUUACUGCUAGAUAUUUUGGACCGUUUUCCUGUCCUGCUAAACAUUCAAAAUGUAACGAGUACUUUUUGGUGUCAGGGAAAAUGUAUGGAGUAAUAAGUACAUUAAAAGUACAGUCAAAAUAAAAGUUGUCAAAAAUAGAAAUAGUAAAGUACAGAUACCCCCCCCCCAUAAACAAGUUAAGUAGAACUUUAAAGUAUUUGUAAUUAUGUACUUUACACCACUGUUUUAAAAUUUCCACAAUCCGCAAUUGUCUAUUUGAAUGUCUCAUUUAAUUCUAAAUCAUGUGUAACAUAAAUAAACUGACCUGAAAUAGAA